ACAAACAGGACAUUUGGACAGCAUUUCUCAUGAAAAAGUGGAUAAGUAUUCACACACAGCGCAGAUCAUAAUCAGUGAGCAUGUUUUUAAGUAAAGUGUCGUAACCCUUUGUUAAACACAGCUGAUUUUUUACGAUAUUCCAAAAGUAUGGGAAAAAUGCAUAGGCUUCCGAUAGAGGGAUCCCGUGCGCUGCUAACUUCUGGUUUGGCCAACAAAAAUACGUCAUUUCUGAGGUAUAAGCUCUUGAUUUUUAUUAUCGUUUCAUCUCCUGCUUCUACAUUUUGUCAGCAGGAUGUCAGCACUAACACGGUGUAAAUGAUUAUUUGUGUCUCUGCUACUUGGUAAUUACUUGUGAAAUCUGCUUGAAUAAGACAUAAUUAUGUAAUUUACUUAUUUAGUAAUGUUUACUGUAUUUUGUUCUGAUUGUAAAGAAUGACUGUAGUUAGAAAAUAAGUCACUGUAAAAUGUUAAACACUAAAAAAUAAAGUUGAUCUCUUUAUUUAGAUGGUUUAAAAUGCCAUUAAAACUGCUGCAGUAAGUUGCAAGUGUGUACAAAAAACAAAAACAAAAAAAAUACAAGAAAACAUUAACUUGUGUGUAUUUUGAAGUGUAUCAUGCAAGUUGCACUGUACCCUUAAAACUACUCAGUCUGACUCCAAUAAAACAUCAACAAUAUAGCACAUACCACAUAAGAUAUAGAACAUUUCCAGAUAAACCACUGAAUGUGAUGAUGUUUAGGAUGUGGCAGCCCAUGAAAAGGCUAAAAAAACCAUGAAAAGUGAACAGGUGGGGAAGACAACGGGAAUGAUGAGACACAGGUGUGAAAGGACAACAUUUACAUGGGCUACACAAAUAAAGUGGGCAAAAGAAGUAGCAUAUCAUCAACAGUCUAAAGCGCUUCUUACCAAAAGAAUAUGAAUAAGGCACUGUGAGUUAAAUGAGGAAUUACACUUUUAUCAAGACUCAUAAUGAACAAUGUGAGAGAUGCGACAAGUAAUUUCAGUUAAAAUAACAUGCAAACUAAUAACUGAAUGGUCAAUUUUUAGGGUUCAUAAAAACAGCUUUCACAAUCUGAAAUAGAAUGGGAUUCAUUAGAAAAAUGAGUGCAUGUAAAUAUCCAGUAGGUGGCAGUAAUACACUAAAAAGGUUUCUAGUUUACCGUGUAAAUCCAAGAGGAUGCGCAGAAGAGAGACACCAGAGCUGAAAGUUUGAAGACCAGUUCAAGUUAAUCACGACCGUGUAAGAGUUUGAGUGAAGUUUUUAAGCUGGAUGCUGUAAAUUUUCAGUGUUGUUGCUGCCACACGUGAGAGAUGACAUGAACCAGCCUGAGAGAUCUGGUCCUGUGGGCGUCAGUAUCACACAGUGAUCACAGUUCACACUUGCAGUGAAUAGAAGGACAAACUCCAGGUGUAGCAGCUGAAAUCUGUGAUGGAGUUUAUUAAAGAGGAGAUUGAACACAUGAUUCAUCCAGAACCAUCCAGAAUAAAACAUGAAGAUAUUGAGCAACAAAUAGACCAGAUGGAAGUGAAAGAGCAAAAACACAAACUAUACGAAGUUGAGAAGGAACAUUGCAACUUCAAAACUCAAAAGAAAACGCAUCAUAAAGUGAGAGAUCAUGUGUGCUUAGACUGUGGGAAGAGCUUUACAACAGGUUGCACACUGAAACGGCACCAAAGAAUUCAUACUGGAGAAAAACCUUACAAGUGCUCAUAUUGUGACAAGAGUUUCGCUCACUCUGGAACUCUGAAAGUACAUGAGCGAAUUCAUACUGGAGAGAAGCCGUACCACUGUACACAGUGUGGGAAGAGUUUCAAAUGUAAAACUGAUCUCAAGUAUCAUCUGCGCAUUCACUCUGGAGAAAAGCCAUAUAACUGUGAUCAGUGUGGUAAAUAUUUUAAAUUAUCAUCAACUCUAAAAGAACACCUGAAAACUCACAUAAACAAGAGGUCUUAUUUUGCAUGUUCUUUUUGUGGGGAGUUUUUUACGCGGCAGGAUCAUUGUAAACGACACCAGAAAAAACACACAGGUGAGAAAGAUCAUGUGUGUUUGGAGUGUGGGAAGAGCUUUAUUAGAGCUGACCAUCUCAAAAAUCACCAAAGAAUUCAUACUGGAACAAAAUAUCACAAGUGCUCAUAUUGUGACAAGAGUUUCACUCAUUCUGGAAACCUGAAAUCACAUGAGCGAGUUCAUACUGCAGAGAAGCCGUAUUGUACUCAGUGUGAGAAGAGUUUCAAAUAUAAAAGAAACCUUCUGAGUCACAUGAAGAAAUGUCUUAAGAAGUCGUCACAAUGAGCAACAUUUCAUUCUUCAUGUCAAAUAAACAUAGUAAAUGGUGUGAGGUGAAAAAAUAUAUAAAAGCUCAAUAUUAUCUAGUUUAACUUGGUGAAUUUGAAAUGUUUAGAGAAGUAUAAAGACUUGUAGUCUGAUUAAGGAAUUAAAAGAGAAAAAAAAUGUACAGUGUCAAUAAUUAUUUGUAUAUUUCUGGUAAUUACUUUGCAAAAUCUGCUUGAAUAAGACAUUCAUGUCAUUUAGUUAUUUACUAAUGUUUACUAUAUUUUGUUCUGACUGUACCAGAGUCAGUGACUGAAGUUAGAAAAUAAGACACUGUAAAAUGUUAAACAAUAAACAAACUGCUAAAUAAAAUUGCAAUUAAGUUU
Molecule: messenger RNA, 2657 nt
Organism: Megalobrama amblycephala (Wuchang bream)
Lineage: Eukaryota; Metazoa; Chordata; Actinopteri; Cypriniformes; Xenocyprididae
Product: gastrula zinc finger protein XlCGF7.1-like
Exons: 3
Coding region: 1429-2292 (287 amino acids)
Biological process (GO): regulation of DNA-templated transcription
Molecular function (GO): RNA polymerase II cis-regulatory region sequence-specific DNA binding; DNA-binding transcription factor activity, RNA polymerase II-specific
Source: RefSeq, a predicted model, not a curated record